CUUUUAGGAAGCGAAGUUGGAGAAGACGUCAGCGUUCAAAAUCUCAUGUCCAACCCUGGCAGCUGGCGUGGGCGAGCGCAUCAGAUUCUUGUCCUGCAGGGCAAAGUCCGGGAGCUGGAGAGCCAGCUGGGCCACGGCAAAAGCAGGACGGCGCUGAGCUGCGGAGAUGAAGACGCCGCCAUCCUCACUGGCCCAGGGAAGACGUCUGCCCAGAGGAACCUGCUACGGAUCCGGAGCUUGGAGAGGGAAAAGAAGGAAGCCCUGGAGAAGGUUACCAGUGAGCACAGCGCCCUCCAGAAGGACCACGAGGAGGUGAAAAAGAAGCUGGACGCUUCCAAAGCGAGGAACCAAGUGCUGUCCAGCGAAGUGAAAACCCUGAAGGAGCAGAUCUCAACCCUGCUGGACAAAGGGAAGCACGACGAUGAACUCAUCGACGCCCUGAUGAGCCAGCAGAAGGGAAUGCAAGUCAUCCUGAAGAACCUGAGUCAGGAGGAAGAGAUGAACAAGGAAAACCGGCAGAGCCUGGGGCAGCAGCUGAAUGCCCAGGGGCAGACGCAGAACUGCGUAAUCGGACAGCUCAGGCAGAUGUUGGCCGAGCGAGAGGCUCAAGUGAGGGAGCUGGAGGAGAAGGUCGGGCAGCUCACGUCCUCGCAGCAGCAUCUCCAUCAACCGGAGGAAGGCAGAUCCGAUUCCGCUUCUCCUCUGUCCGCAGAGUCUUUGGAAGAAGAGAAUUUCACGUCAGCAUCCAGGAAGGGGGAUCACGUUGGCGGGAACGCUUCCACGAAGUUCGUGUCUCACAUGGGGCACACCCUGGUGGACUCUGCCGCAACUUCGUGUCCGGCCACCGUCUCUCUUGGCAGGCCCAUCGAGCCCGAUGACUUGGACGCGAAAGUCUUGAAUGUCCAGAUCGCGGAGUACAGAGCUCUCCUCCUGGCUGCUGAGCUAGAGCAGGAGAGGCUGGUCCAGUUGGUCGGGGUCCUCCAGAAAAGGCCCAUCGAGCCUGAUGACUUGGACGCGAAAGCCAUGAAUGUCCAGAUUGCGGAGUACAGAGCUCUCUGCCUGGCUGCUGAACUAGAGCAGGAGAAGCUGGUCCAGCUGGUCGGGGUCCUCCAGAAAAGCCUGGGUCAACUGUUCCCUUUCACAGCGGACUCUGCAUCCACAGGUCAGACCGUCGGUAGCACCAGGCUCAGCUGGAGUGCAAAUGAGAAGAAAGAUCCUCCAUCUGCUGAACUCACAGAAGUGCCCUUGGAGUCCCAAGUAGAAGACCUGUCCGCAAGGCUCGCAGUCCAAAUGGAUGAGAACGCAGGCUUGAGAUCUGCCUUGGAGAACCUGGUGAAGAUCAAAGAGGAGGACUUCCGGGCGUACCAGGAGACCAUGGGCCAAGUGAAGGCGAUCUUCCUUCAGGCGCUGAGGCAGCAGAAGCAGGAGCGGAGCUAAGCCUGGUCCAUCCAGAGAGCCCUGCCAGGGGAAGGGGAGUCGUCAGGGAACCCCGGCCCUCCAUUGGGACCCCAUGGU
This is a messenger RNA of Gekko japonicus, 1515 nucleotides long. It is a transcript of the gene CCDC13, whose product is annotated as coiled-coil domain containing 13. The transcript has 10 exons. Gene Ontology annotation, cellular component: centriolar satellite. Lineage: Eukaryota; Metazoa; Chordata; Lepidosauria; Squamata; Gekkonidae. Gene Ontology annotation, biological process: non-motile cilium assembly; cytoplasmic microtubule organization. The annotation marks the transcript as partial. The record is from RefSeq and is a predicted model, not a curated record.